Molecule: messenger RNA, 1160 nt
Organism: Crotalus tigris (Tiger rattlesnake)
Lineage: Eukaryota; Metazoa; Chordata; Lepidosauria; Squamata; Viperidae
Product: transmembrane protein 247-like
Exons: 4
Coding region: 160-957 (265 amino acids)
Cellular component (GO): endoplasmic reticulum
Source: RefSeq, a predicted model, not a curated record
GAGAGAAUCAGGGCCUGAGUUUGAGUGUGAGCGCACACAUCUGUGUAUUAAACCAGGGCAGCUGCUUUUAGGUCUUCUAGAUGGGGCAAAUAGGACAAUAGAGGCUGUUGCCUUAAAAUCAGAAACAGAUGUACUUUUCUUAUUGGGAAUAGAUCUGCGAUGGAAAUAUCCAGAGAACCCCAUUCAUCUUCUGAUUUCUCCAACUUUGAGACAGAGUCCGUGCACCACACAGACAAGGAGAUUCAAGCAGAUCUGGAUCAUACUAGUAAUCUGGAAGGGUCUGAAUAUUCUUAUCAAGGAGGCAAUGUAGAAUUCAAGGACAUGCAGGCAGGAAUUGAGUUUGCUGUGCAGAUAACCCCAAUUAAAGAUUCUAAAAAGCAUAAGGAAAAGAUGGAUGCUGCAAGGGAGUCUCCAGGCUCUUCCUACUUUCCUGAUGAUAUGACAGAAAUCUUAGACAAUAAGAGUCAAGCAGAGCAGAUGGUAAUCACCACACAAAUAGAGGGCAAUGCUAUGCCACCAGAAAUAUACCCCAGGAUAGGUGAGGCCAGCAGUUUGGAAAGAAUGGGUCAUCUGAACAGAAGACAGAUCACAACCACUGAUCUUGACUUGGAGAAGAUGAGGUUGGAUGGUGCCAUGAUUAGGCUAAAAUAUAGGCAUGAAGAUAAUGAAAAGCGACGUCUGCAUGAAGAAAAAAUGGAACAGCUACGGCAAAAGGCUUCAUCUCAAUCAAUUGGACAACAGCUCCAUGAAUUAUUCCAGCCCCAGAACCAGUAUGCCCUAUUUUUUUUCUGCUUCAUCUUUAUCCAUGUUAUUUACACAGUAAGGGAGCUUGUUUUUUAUUUUAUUACAAAGCAUCACUUAUUCUGCUAUGCCAUUUUGCUGUAUCUUGGUUUCUUGAAGAUUCUCAUGGAUUACAAACAGAGAAAAAAACAACCUUGGAACAGCAGCAGACUCUAAGCAACAGAAACAAGAGAAAUAUGGUUCCCUGAAGUUUAUGUAUCUCAUCUCUUUGCCCCUACUCUUUAAAGUUUUUUAGUGUGCACAAUGAAUGCAGACUUUGGUUUGGCUGUUGAAAGAUCUGAUGGUAUCCUCUUUGUUGAAUGUUAUAUCCUGCUCUCUCUCCCCCCCCCCCUUUAAGGAUUUUUAAGACUUGUCCUCCA